This is a messenger RNA of Helicoverpa zea (corn earworm), 2239 nucleotides long. Its product is annotated as solute carrier family 22 member 1-like. NCBI's taxonomy places the organism in Eukaryota, Metazoa, Arthropoda, Insecta, Lepidoptera, Noctuidae. The coding region runs from base 415 to 2022 and encodes 535 amino acids. Gene Ontology annotation, molecular function: transmembrane transporter activity. The transcript has 9 exons. Gene Ontology annotation, biological process: transmembrane transport. The record is from RefSeq and is a predicted model, not a curated record. Gene Ontology annotation, cellular component: membrane.
AAAUAUAAAUAACCGGGACUCUAGCGCGAUACCUACAUAUACAUGCUAUACUAUACAUAUUUACUAGUAUUUUUCACAAGUUGUGUUGGGCACACAAAAUCAUACUUUGUCCUUUGUAUUUGAGAAGUAAUUAGUGAAACAUCAAAGUGCUAAAGUUAGAGCGAAUUGCAUCAUAGUGACAACAAUGGUUUGAACAUGACAGUCAUAGGACUUGUACCGAGACAUGGCUUAGAUAUUACAUCACAAACGCGUGCCAAAUAGAAGAAAGACUACAGUUAGAGUUGUGAUGUUAUAGAGGGGACUACACCUGGAAAUCUAUUGGUGUAACUGUGCGGUGAUUUCUGUCACGUAGUUCACUUGUGACCCCAUGCAUGAGUUGUAUGAAAGCUAGUGUUCCAAGACAAGCUGAGUACUAUGGAGCAGUCGGCGGGCAAUGGUCGUCUCCACGUGGACGCGGUGCUGGCGCGGCUGGGCGGCUGGGGGCGGCACCAGGCGCUGACGGCCGCCAUGCUGGCGCUGGUGUACGCCACCAACUCCAUGUACAACGUCAACUAUGUGUUCGCCGUCGAGGAUGUCGGAUACAGAUGUAAAAUCCCGUCCUGCGACGGUUCUAACGCAUCCUUCACGACCCCUUGGCUGAACGCGUCACAGAGCUGGUCCGAGGCGCCGGUGAAGCAGUGCUGGAGGCCUGACGUCGCUGACUGUAGCCCGAGCAACGUGACCGACCUGGGGGACCACGCCUGUACCGAAUGGAUCUACGAAAAGCCUGAUAGCUUUAUUGCUGAGUUCGGGCUGGCGUGCCAGGACUGGAAGCAGACGCUGAUCGGCACCGUGCACAGCUUCGGCAACAUGCUCGGCCUACUCAUACAGGGACAGAUCUCCGACAGGUUCGGGCGCAAGACCGCGGCGGUGGUGGCGGGCAGCGCGGGCGCGGUGCUGGGGCUCAGCAAGAGCUUCGCGCGCUCCUUCUGGCUGUACGUGGCGCUGGAGGGGCUGGAGGCAGCCAUCGGGGACGCGCUCUCUCCUAUGUUCAUGCUCAGUAUAGAAAUAGUGGAGAAAAAGCGAGCAGUCCUGUUUCAAAUGAUAUUGCUGAACUGCUACACGUGCGGCCUGAUCCUGAUGCCGUUCAUCGCGUGGGCUGUCCCCUACUGGCGAAACUUCCUCCGCGUCAUCUACGCCCCGACGCUCCUCAUCUUGACUUAUUCCUUCUUCCUGGAUGAGAGCAUUCGCUGGCUGUACAGCAAGGGGAAGAAGGAACGAGCAGUUCAGCUGAUAAGGAAAAUAGCCAGGAGAAACGGAGUCGAGGUCGAUAAUAUGAUGCUCGACAGAUUAGAUUACACUGAAGAGGACACGAAGAGUAACGUUAGUGACAAAAAGCUGUUGAUGAAGACGUUCAAGUCCAGGAUUAUGAUGCAGAGGUUCCUGGUAUGCAUGGUCUGGUGGUUUACGAUCACGCUGAUCAACUACGGCAUGAUGAUCAGCGCGGUGCACAUCGCCGGCAACAAGUACGUGAACUUCUCGCUGCUGAUGCUGAUGGACAUCCCCGCCAACGUGUUGUACUGGCUCGCGCUCUCCAAGUACAAGCGCCGUCUGCCGCUGCUCGUGUCGUUCUUCGUCGGGGGACUGUUCUGCAUCUCACAGCCUUUCCUACCAAAAGGGUACGCGUGGCUGGGGCUGACGCUAUUCAUGGCGUUCGAGAUGCUGGCCACGUUCUCGUACAACAUCGUGUACAUGUACACGUCGGAGCUGUUCCCCACCUACACCAGGAACUCCAUGCACGCCAUCUGCUCGGCCGUGGGGCGGGUGGGCUCGCUCGUCGCGCCACAGACACCGCUGCUGAUGUCGUACUGGUCGGGUCUGCCCACGUUCAUCUUCGGCAUGACGUCGAUCGCGUCGGGGUGCCUGACGCUGCUGAUGCCGGAGACGGCGCGCGCCGAGCUGCCGGACACCGUGGCCGAGGCCGAGCUCAUCGGCCGCAAGCCGCUGCUCAAGAAGCAGACCGCGGAGACCAGCAUCACCUAGCUCACGCGGACCAGCACAGGACGUCAUCGACGAGAUAUUGAUACAGUAUUUAAGCUGUCAUUUACAAAAUUCAUUGAAACAGAAGAAUGUUCUUAGUAAGAUGAUCGCUGUUUCAAUUAUUAUUUAAGAACGAUUAUAAAUUACAGGAAUCAAGUGUAAUUGUUUAAAAUAAGCUAAAGUCAACUUGUUGGUAAUAAAUUGUUUUUGUUUCAAGAAA